AUGGCUUCCAUGAUCGCACGCAGAGCCGCUCUCUCGAGCAGGGCCUUCUCUACCUCGGCCCGCCGCCUCGCCGCCGACCCUGCCCUCAAGGACGAGACCAAGCGCAACCCCGAGCUUUUCAUCCUCGGAGGUGUCAUGGUCCUCGCUCUGGGCGGUGCCGGUCUCUACUUCGGCCGAACCCCUACCUCCUCGACUUCCGAGUCCUCCGUCGGCAUGGCCAAGUCCGGCAUGCCCUGGGAGACUGGCGCUACCGAGGGCAAGUACCAGUACCACCCCGGCGGCGACCGCAGCGCCGAGCCCAGGAACGCUCCCAGCGCCAUCAACGUCACCGUCAUCCCCGACGUCAACCUCCCCAAGCACCUGCACGAGAAGUACAACAAGUGGGGCAAGGACGGCUACUAG
Messenger RNA from Neoarthrinium moseri, 402 nucleotides. RefSeq lists its product as uncharacterized. The record is from RefSeq and is a predicted model, not a curated record. Lineage: Eukaryota; Fungi; Ascomycota; Sordariomycetes; Amphisphaeriales; Apiosporaceae. Bases 1 to 402 code for a protein of 133 amino acids. The transcript is spliced from 4 exons.